Molecule: messenger RNA, 1653 nt
Organism: Miscanthus lutarioriparius
Lineage: Eukaryota; Viridiplantae; Streptophyta; Magnoliopsida; Poales; Poaceae
Source: the annotation of a GenBank genome assembly
AUGCCGACGGCGGCGACUGCGCUGCUGCUGUUCCUUGCGGCGGUGGCGGCGUUCCGCGGCGCGACGGCGAAGACGACGUUCGAGCCGUGCGCUGGCGCGGACGCGUGCCCGGCUCUGCUGGGCUACACGCUCUACGCGGACAUGAAGGUGUCCGAGGUGGCGGCGCUCUUCGGCGCCGACCCGGCCGCGGUGCUAGCUGCCAACGCGCUCGACUUCGCCUCUCCAGGCGCCGCCAACCGCAUCCUCCCCAAGGGGACGCCCCUCCGCGUGCCCACCCGCUGCGCCUGCGCCGACGGUGUCCGCAAGUCCGUCGCCGUCCGCUACGCCGCGCGGCCUUCCGACACGCUCGGCUCCAUCGCCGAGGUCGUCUUCGCCGGCCUCCCCACCGCCGACCAGAUCCGCACCGCCAACGGGCUCGCCGCCGAGGACCCCGACGCGCCGCUCAACCCCGGCCAGAAGCUCGUCAUCCCGCUCCCCUGCGUCUGCUUCAACUCCACCGACAACAACCUCCCCGCUGUGUACCUCUCCUAUGUCGUGCAGGUCGGGGACACCGUGGAAUCCAUCGCCGCCAGCCACACAACCACCGUCACUGAUAUCAGCAAUGUGAACGCCAUGGGGAGCCCCAUUGUCGCACCAGGCGACAUCCUUGCCAUACCAUUGGCUGCUUGCGCCUCAGCAUUUCCUAACUCUGCUUCGGACUAUGGAUUGCUUGUGGCAAAUGGAACCUACGCACUGACUGCUGGGAACUGUGUGGAGUGCAGUUGCGGGCCAGCAGAUCUCAAUUUGUAUUGCACACCGGCUUCACUGACAGCAUCAUGUUCAAGUUUGCAAUGCUCUAAUAGCAGCCUAAUUCUUGGUAAUGUGACUGCACAACCCACCACUGGUGGCUGCGGUAUCUCGUCUUGCAACUAUGCUGGCUAUGUCAAUGGAACCAUCGCAACAUCGCUAUCCUCAGGUCUUCAACCCAUGUGUCCAGGACCACAUCAAUUCCCUCCACUCACGGCGGUGCCAACUGUGGCAAACCAUGGGUCUUAUUCUCCAUCACCUGCACCAGGACCUGGAGACGCUGGUGGUGCCAUCCCAGGAGGUUCCGGCUUUUCUCCUUCAAAUGGGCCUGCUGGGAACGCCUCGCAAGCGCCCAUUUUGUGUAUGAAGAAGCGAUCCAUCCUUCAAGGCAAGGGUCUGAAGGCAGUUGUACGAGAUAGAGGUGGCAAGGUCCAUGAUCCUGAUGGCCUAUCUCGCACGCGUAUCUCCGUAGCUUUGUUUCUCUCCUUCUCUUUCACGCCAGACUCCAUGGACAAUUGCAACUCAUCUUCCAUGCCCAAGGAGAAGACAAAGCAAGCGAUCUCGCUUCCAAUGGACAAGGACACGAAGACGGCGACCUCGCUUCCCAUGCUGAAGGAGGAGAUCAAGCUGGUGCCAUGUGUGAUGUGUCUUCAAUUGCCCGGAACGAAGACUGACUUCUCGCAUUGGUUCAGAGAGAUGGCAAAGUAUGAGUGUUCCGGGUGCGGCAAGAUGCGCGCUAUGUUUGAGCCACCCUCGGAUGGAUCUUCAACGAACAGCUAUGUCGUAGUUCAACUCGGCAGCAUCCUCCUCCGCCUCGUCGCCGAGGGCAUCCCAGUUGAUCCACCCGGAGCGGUGACCAGCCAUUAG